GUGAAGGCGGUUUUCGGCCAGUAUGGUACCGUCAAAGAAGCCAAGGUCCUCCCGGUCACACCUGGCAAGACCGCCGCCGCGGCGUUCGUGAACAUGGGCAGCGUGUCCGAAGCAACCUGGAUCCUAGAGAACGUGAGUGGCAACGUUCCGCAGAAUCUCACCGGUCCGGUGAACAUCUCUUAUGCCUUGCCCAAGUCAGAGAAAGGAUUCGGUAAGGGGAAAGGCAUGGCGGACUUCAUGUCGAUGAUGAUGGGUGCCUUUGGAGGGGAUGGCGGAGGUUGGGGCGGUGGCGGUGGUGGCGGUGGAGGCUGGGACAGCAGCGGCUGGGACAGCGGCUACGACAAGGGCAAGGGCAAGGGCAAGGGCUGGGAUAGUGGUGGCGGCAAGGGCUGGGAUGGCGGCGGCAAGGGUUGGGAUAGCGGCGCCAAGGGCUGGGACAGCGGGAGCAAGGGCUGGGAUGGUGGCGGCAAGGGCUGGGAUGGUGGCGGCAAGGGCUGGGACAGCAGCGGUGGCAAGGGCUGGGACAGCAGCGGUGGCAAGGGCUGGGACAGCAGUGGCUGGGGCAAGGCAGGUGGAAAGGGCAAGGUUGCUCCCGAUCCAAUCGCUGCGGUAGCCAAAUUUGCUCAGGAGUCCUGGGAGAAGAAGGGCGGCAAGGGCAAGGACGCCACAAGUACGAGUGGAAGCCCCUGGACGGUCACGAAGGUCGGUAGUGGCAAAGGUGUCAUGGACUCUUGUGCCCAUGGAGCGGAAACGUAUGGCGGCUG
Molecule: messenger RNA, 764 nt
Organism: Symbiodinium sp. CCMP2456
Lineage: Eukaryota; Dinophyceae; Suessiales; Symbiodiniaceae
Source: the annotation of a GenBank genome assembly